Messenger RNA from Nipponia nippon (crested ibis), 2094 nucleotides. The record is from RefSeq and is a predicted model, not a curated record. NCBI's taxonomy places the organism in Eukaryota, Metazoa, Chordata, Aves, Pelecaniformes, Threskiornithidae.
GACCACUUGAAAGUCUGCUCGCAAGGCUACACAUGCUGCUCUCAAGAAAUGGAGGAGAAGUACAGUCAGCAGAGUAAACACGACUUCAGAAAUGCCGUCGUAGAGCUUAGCAAUCACUUACAAACCAUGUUUAGUUCCCGAUACAAGAAGUUUGAUGAGUUCUUCAAAGAACUUCUUGAAAAUGCUGAGAAGUCGCUGAACGACAUGUUCGUGAGGACGUACGGCCGUUUGUAUAUGCAGAACUCAGAGCUGUUCAAGGACCUCUUCGUGGAGCUGAAGCGGUACUACGUGGGUGGCAAUGUCAACCUAGAGGAGAUGCUCAAUGAGUUCUGGGCGCGCUUGCUGGAGCGCAUGUUCCGGCUGGUCAACCCCCAGUACCACUUCACGGACGAGUACCUCGAGUGCGUCAGCAAGUACACUGAGCAGCUGAAGCCCUUCGGGGACGUGCCGCGGAAGCUCAAGCUACAAGUGACGCGCGCGUUCGUGGCCGCCCGCACCUUCGCGCAGGGCCUCGCCGUCGCGAGGGACGUCGUGAGCAAAGUGUCCGCGGUGAACCCCACGCCGCAGGGCACACGGGCACUGCUGAAGAUGAUGUACUGCCCAUACUGCCGAGGUCUGGUAUCGGUGAAGCCCUGUUACAACUACUGCUUUAACGUCAUGAGAGGCUGCUUGGCCAACCAAGGGGACUUGGACACAGAGUGGAAUAUCUUUAUGGACUCGAUGCUGCUGGUAGCAGAAAGGCUGGAGGGUCCCUUCAACAUCGAGUCAGUCAUGGACCCCAUUGAUGUGAAAAUUUCAGAUGCGAUCAUGAACAUGCAGGAGAACAGCAUGCAGGUGUCUCAGAAGGUUUUCCAGGGAUGCGGCCAGCCAAAAACGCUUGCCCAGGGCCGGACCGCUCGCUCCGUCUCCGAAAGUGGUUUCAGCGCUCGUUUUAGACCCUACAACCCAGAGGAGCGGCCGACUACAGCUGCCGGCACAAGCUUGGACCGACUGGUUACUGAUGUGAAAGAGAAGCUGAAGCAAGCCAAAAAAUUUUGGUCAUCUCUCCCUGGCAACAUUUGCAAUGAUGAAAAGAUGUCUGUAGGCACUGUCAAUGAGAACGAGUGCUGGAACGGGAGCGCCAAGAGCAGGUACGACUUUGCAGUGACUGGAAAUGGCUUAGCAAGUCAAGUGAAUAACCCAGAGGUAGAAGUCGAUAUUACCAAGCCAGACAUGGUGAUUCGCCGACAAAUCAUGGCUCUGCGGGUAAUGACCAACAAGCUGAAGAAUGCGUACAGUGGGAAUGAUGUCGACUUCAUUGACAUAAGUGAGGAGAGCAGCGGGGAGGAGAGCGGCAGCGGCUGCGAGCUCCAGCAGUGCUCCCCGGAGUUCGAGUUCAAUGCCACCGAAGUCACCGGGAACUCCAACAAGAGCGAUAAGAACGUGAACACUUCUGCCGCUACCAGGAGCGGUUUAUCACAAGCAGCCUUGCUCCUUAGCAUUUUGUUCUUGGCCAUGCAAAGACAAUGGAGAUAAUUGUGCAGCAUAGGGGGGGAGCGAAAAAGACUUUUAUUAUCAAAGUUAGAAGGCACCUGCUUUCACUUUUAUACCAUCUAGGGACUUUGCUUUUUAAGUUAAUGGACAACAGUGUACAGUUUUUACUAUGUUGCCACUGGUUUUAAGAUACUGAUUUUUUUUUUUCCCCUUCUAUUCUGGGAAUAACAGGAACGGGGACUACCAGUCUGUCCCGUUCACCAAGAGUCCAUGUUAGAAGUGGAUAACAAAAAUGUAUAUACAAGCCUGUAGUUAGCUCUGCAUUUGUGUCUUUAUCACUUUUUUUUUUUUUUUAUUUUACCAUGUUUCUUACGAAAACAAAAAAACCCCAGGGUCUUCUCUUGGCCUGUAACAAGUAUAUGUUUCUGAAAUGAGAAAUAUCUGUACAGAAGCAGGUUUUAUUUAUCAUGUUAUCUUAUGGGGAGAAAAUAAUUGCCCAACGAGCAGAAAACAUGUUUCAUGUAGUUAACUUCCCAUUUAUCCACAUUAUGUUAGUUGCCUUAUCUGGAAAGAAGUGGAAGUAAUUUGUCUUUAUUAUGCGGUAAAACAGAAGGUGAAGGC